Molecule: messenger RNA, 729 nt
Organism: Durusdinium trenchii
Lineage: Eukaryota; Dinophyceae; Suessiales; Symbiodiniaceae
Source: the annotation of a GenBank genome assembly
AUGUCGGCAGUGGCGUUUGCUGCAGCGCGGGGAGUGCACCCUGUCCACGUCAAGCCCAAUCAGCUGAACCCAUCCUGUCGCGUGGCCUCUCCCAGUCACUUCGGUCAGGGGAAGAUCUCGCAUACAGUUUUCGUAGCGGCAACCUUCGUGCUCACGCGCACCAGAGGUGGACUUGCCCGUCGGGCCCAGCCCGAGCCCAAGGCUCCUCCCAAGACCAAGAAGGGCAAGUCGAAGCGGAAACCGGAGUUCGACGCCAGCAAGGAACUGGGUGUCACUGAGCCGAUGGGCUUCUUCGAUCCUCUCAGCUUUGCGCCCAAGGACCAAGAGACCUUCUUCGAGUAUCGUGCCUGUGAAAUCAAACACGGGCGGGUGGCGAUGAUGGCAGCACUGGGCGCGGUCACGCAGCACUUUGUGCGCUUGCCCGGAUUUGAAAAGACCAAUUGGGGAGAAGAGAUGCCCUCAGGGAUCAAUGCAGCCUUUAAUACUCCUGGCACCUUUGGCUUGGUGGUGCUCACUUUGAUCGCCGGGGUCUUGGAGUUCACCUUGUGGUCGGAAGAUCCCAAGAAGGAGCCCGGCAACUUCGGGGACCCUUUGGGCCUUGGCCAGUAUACCGAGGACAUGCGUAACCGGGAGCUGAACAACGGGCGCUUCGCCAUGGUGGCCAUCACGGGCAUCGUGGUUGCAGAGCUGGUGACGGGGAAGGAUGCCGUGCAGCAGCUGGGCCUCUGA